Synchytrium microbalum is the source of this 2688-nucleotide messenger RNA. RefSeq lists its product as uncharacterized. The record is from RefSeq and is a predicted model, not a curated record. The transcript is spliced from 16 exons. Gene Ontology annotation, cellular component: plasma membrane. Bases 1 to 2688 code for a protein of 895 amino acids. Lineage: Eukaryota; Fungi; Chytridiomycota; Chytridiomycetes; Synchytriales; Synchytriaceae. Gene Ontology annotation, molecular function: calcium-activated cation channel activity.
AUGUCGACAAAUGAUUCCUACUGUGCACAAUAUGUAGCCAAUGUAACUGUAACCGCAAACUCAAGUCUUGACUUUAAGGGAGUCCUUGUACAAUUCCUCUUGCAGUUGGCUAUUAGUGCUGGAUUCUUGAUUGCGUUUUCGUUCGUGAGGUUCACCAACAAGUACACCUACCAGACCAGAGCGCUGCUUGCUCCCGAUGAGAAAAAACCUCGAAAGCUGGGCAAAUUUCCAUUGGCAUGGGUAGUGCGAGCCUUUACGGAUAAUGAGACCAAGGAUGUAAACAAGAUUGGCAUGGACGCCGUCAUGUAUUUACGUUUUGUUCGACUCUGCGCCCAUGUAUUCUUGACAUUCACUAUUCUCGGGAUACCUCUCAUGGGCUUCUAUUAUCACUCGCCAGACUUUGCUGGUGCACCACUACACUCGAACGUUAACGGACAAGGAGGCAUAACAUUCGGCAGCAUCAACUUUAUUCCACCAUCCCUAAACCAGCUGACACUAGCCAACCUGAACCAAAACUCUCCGUUCUUAUGGCUGCCAGCCGCUGCAGCAUGGAUUUUCUCAUUUAUAUUAUAUGGGGCCCUCGCUUACGAAUACCACCGAUACACGACACUCCGACAACUGUACUUCCACUCACCGACGUUUACAGACUCGUAUUCAAACCGGACAGUAUUGCUGACCAACAUACCACACAAGUUGCAGUCGGACACAGCACUUGCACGAUAUGUAGAGUCUUUAGAUGUGGGCGUGCCAAUAGCACAAGCGUUAGUUGGCAGGAAUGUGUCGUCGUUAGCUAAACUGGUCAAGUUGCAUCAAAAGACAACUGCCAAAUUAGAAAAAGUCUUGUUUAAAUACCUUGCUCAGCCCGAUCGGCCUUCUGAGUCGCGUCCGACCAUGAGGAUAAAGGGUGGAAGACGUGUUGAUGCUAUAGCGCAUUUGGGGAAUCGAUUGCACAGGCUCGAAGAAGAAAUCUACGCAAUGAGAUCGAAAUCAGAUGAUAGUUAUGUUACCAAUGCAUCGGGCUUCAUAUCAUUCGAAACCGCAUAUGCGGCACAAGUCGCCACGAAAGCUUUACGCAAUGGAGUCGCUGUGAGACAAAAGACGAAAAUGAUUGCUCCGCCAGAUGCAACAUUGUCUCCAUCAUUUGACAGUAUUUUAUGGGACAACAUCGGUAUUACGCGACCGAUAAGGCACUCACGUCAGAUUCUAGCAACUGUUUUACUUCUUGGCUUAACAAUCGCAUGGUUUUUCGUUGGAGUCUUCAUCGCAUGGAUAACUUCACUGGAUAAUAUCCAAAAGUACUUGCCAGCCGUCGCGGCUUCUAUCAGAUCAUCAGAAGCUGGAAUUAUCUUUGUGACCUCCGUAUUCAGUCCCUUCCUAUAUUAUCUCGCGAACUGGAUCCUCCCAAACAUUCUAGACAUUAUCUCAAACAUUCAAGGUGUCGCUUCCAAGUCUGGACAAGCGAAAUCUACACUGAACAAGUUUUUCGCUUUUCAGGUGUACCAGUCCGUGUUUGUGGUGUCAUUCAGUGCACUCUGGGCCAUUAUUAGCGCUUGGGUGCAUAACGAGUGCUUGAGCGUUACUAAUAAUGAUCCAACUGGGUAUCUCGUGAGGCAGGCUGCUAUUGGACUGAGUUCGAACUCAACUUUCUACAUAGCAGUUAUCAUUGCAAGUGUGACUGGAUAUGCAUUCGAGAUCUUCCAAGGAGUUAAACUGAUAAAGGUGCUUUAUACGAGAAUUUUCGCGUCGCUAACGCCGAGGAAGGAGUUUGAAUUGAGUUCUCCUCCAACGUUCCAAUAUGCUACUCAAUACGGUGGUCUCUUAAUCACAUUCUUGCUAGCUUUGAUAUAUUCGAUUAUCGCUCCCUUAGUAUUGCCGUUUGCCCUGAUCUUCUAUGGUAUCGCAUAUAUCGUAAUGAAAUACCAAAUGUACUGGGUAUACGGCAACCGCUUCGAAUCCGGUGGAACAUGGUGGCCCAAGAUAUUCCGUCUAUGUGUCAUUUCAAUUUUCGUCUUCCAAUUCUUCACAUUCGCAGUGUACUUGCUAACAACCGCACAAGCUGACUCUGGAAACAAUUCAGCAAGAUCGUGUACUAUCUUCCUCGCAAUCCUCCCCUUCCUCUCAAUCAUCUACUACAUAAUCACAGAACGAUACUACCUGCCCAAAUCCGAAUACAUGACACUGCAUCACUCAGAGGAACAAGAAGCUGCUCGUUCACAUAAAUUGGAACGGUCGUCUACGAAACUUACGCUGGCUGAUCGUGCGUUUCAUCCAGCUAUGGCUGCCCCGUUACCGAUCGUAUGGGUGAAUAGGAAACAAGCGCCAUAUCUCGCAUCGUUCUAUUCGGCCAUGUAUGAUGAUUUUACGGAUUACCUCCGAAAGAAGAUAUCAUCAAUUCACGGUGCGGCUACAAUAGAAGACGCCGGUCUAGAUUCUCGAAACAUUAAACGUCUACGUGUCGCGCGAGAUGCGUCCCGUGAUGAUUUGUUGUUGGCAAAAGACGAGGAAGUGGUUGCUAAACAGGAGGUUGCCGAGGGGAUUUUAGAUGGUGAGGUUACGACUUUGGUUGGAGAGGGUGAGGACGGUGAUAUGUAUCCUAUGGUUGGUAGUAAUAGUAAUAGGAAUAGUGGUAGUGGUGGUAGGAUGUAUGGUGAUAAUGUCGGGUCGACUUCUGCUAUUGGGUAUCAGUGA